Molecule: messenger RNA, 3703 nt
Organism: Cottoperca gobio
Lineage: Eukaryota; Metazoa; Chordata; Actinopteri; Perciformes; Bovichtidae
Product: transmembrane protein 151B
Exons: 2
Coding region: 430-2163 (577 amino acids)
Source: RefSeq, a predicted model, not a curated record
UCUUUUAACGCAUCUUCGCAGAUUUUUGUCGUGUAACGCUCAGCGUGUACCACAUCCUUCCUGCCUCCUCCGGGACACUGGACAGCGCACAGACAUCUGGAUGAACAUUGUGCAGUGAUGUUUUUAUAUUAUGCACGGGUUUUAUUAUGUAAUUUAAACUGGCCACUGACAACAAGCAUCGCUGACUGCAUCAUGGUCAAUCUCUGCUGUCUUUGCUGCGGUGAAAUCCCUCAACCCCGCCCCCCUCCGUCCGGCCAGGCGGGACCACCGCGGGAUCCCCGCUCCGUGCAGCAGCAGCAGCCUGCUGGCUCCGGCCCAGACGGUGUGGGGCUGAAGGGGGCACAGAAAGGGGGGGCGAACCGGACGGAACAGCUAGCGCAAGUGAAGAAAAAGGAGUGAGUUUAUAAUCUGACAUGCAAAAAGUGCAGCAUGCUCUCCUCCGAUCCGGACUCUGCGGAGGACACGGCGGCCAGCGUUCCCAAUGAUGCUGAGGGAGAGGAGCAGGAGGACUCACCGGCGGAGAGUGAUGUCCUGGAGGAGCAGCAUCCAGUGAAGCAGUCCCUGGGUGCCUAUGUCUGCCGGGAGUCCCAUUGGCGCUGCCUGCUGCUCUCUCUGCUCAUGUACAGCUGUCUGGGUGCGGUGGCCUGGUGUCAGCUGACCCGGGUCACCAAAAUCAGCUUCAAAUCUGGCCUCACCUCCUCCUUCACGGCCUCCUUCACCUCCUCCCUGCGGGGGGCCUCUGGGAUGGGCGUGGGCGGACACUCAAUGAUCUACCAUGACAGCCCCUGCUCUGAUGGCUACAUCUACAUCCCUCUGGCCUUCCUGCUCAUGCUCUAUGUCUUAUACAUGGUGGAGUGCUGGCACUGCAGAGCGAGGAGCAAGCUGCAGAGCAAAGCAGAUGUGGACAGCGUGUACGAGCGCGUGCUGCGGAUGAGACAGGCCCAACCUUGCAUUUGGUGGAAGGCUAUCAGCUACCACUUUGUCCGGCGGACUCGGCAGGUCACUCGAUACCGCAACGGGGACGCCUACACCACCAUGCAGGUGUACCACGAAAGAGUGAACACCCACGUGGCUGAGGGGGAGUACGACUACAGCCACUGCGGGAUGAAAGAUGUAUCUCGCGACCUCAGAGGCUUGGAGCGACAUCCGGCAACUCGCCUGCGUUUCACCAAAUGUUUCAGCUUCACAGAGGCCGGGCCGGAAAACGAUUACCUCAACCAGAGAGCCAGGUUCUUCUCUGAAAUCGAGGGUUUAGACGAUUACAUGGAGGCCAGGGAGGGGAUGCAGCUGAAGAAUGUGGACUUCAGAGAAAACCUGAUAGCCUAUGUAGACCCCGAUAGGAUGCCUUGGUACAGUUCGCAGGUCGCCUUCUGGCUGGCAGCUCUGCUCAUGUUGUCCUGGCCUCUGAGAGUGCUGAUAGAGUUCCGCACUGCUUAUGUGCACUUCCGCGUAGAGAAACUAUUUGGGUUAGAGUACAGCGCCUCCCCUCUGGAUGAAGACAGGCCUCUGGGAAAUAAUACUGGGUGUGUUAUUCCCCGAGUAGACACGCUGGACAGCACUGAGAUGGAGUGGCACAUACGCUGUAACCGCCAGGUGAUCCCUAGCUACUCAGAAGCCAUGCUGAUCAACAUGAGCACAGCCGACUCCAACUCGUUACAAGACACUGACUGCACCUCGUCCUCAAACUGCUUCCUCCUGGACAGCAGCCAGACUGCUCGGAGUUACGGCGCCCUGCAAAGCCAGGAGGACUGCGAGCAAUGCGGGGAGCCGACCGGACGAGGUGAUGGAGGAGACAGGAGGAGGACCGUCACCAGCUCCAGCUGCUCCUCCAUAUUCUCCUGCCGGGGAGCGCUGCUCCACUCACACCUCUCCUCGGACACGUCUCGCUUCUCUCUCUGCCGCAUGUACGGCUCCCAUCGCACCGUGGCUCUGUGGAGGAGUCGCAGCAGCAACCUGACUGACCCCUGCUGCGUGGACGAGCAGUGCUGCAGGUCCGACUCCAGCCAGCUGGCACUCAGUGAUAGUCCGCCGACUUAUACGGACGCCCGGUUCUUCCCAGUUCUCAUCGUGCAUCGGCCCGAGGGCUGUAGCAGCGAGGACGGAAGGGAAGUGAGACGAUAUUACAUAAGGAGAGGGUCGUCCUGUGUGGAGACGGAUCUGUGAAGCAUAUAAAAACACUUAUUGAUGAACCAAGUUGGAUUCACAUCAGUAAUAUUGGAUGGUGUCGGUCACUGUUUGCUCCAUAGACAGAAUGACAUCAAUGAUCAUUUAUGGAGCAUUUUCCAGAAAAUUCCAUUGUAAAUAGGAAGUAAAAGAAACUUAAGAGGAUAGUUUGGGUUGUUUGAAGUGGAGUUGUAUGAGAUACUUAUUCCUAGUACUAUGUUACGUACAGUAGAAACAGACAGGAGUAGCAUCACGGAAGCAAAGCUUUGUAGGACUGCUGCUGUGGACAGGGGCAGCAGCUAAAUGUAAUUUAGCCACCUAAAACAAAUCAGAAUAUGUUUACCACAAAAUUGAAUUUAUUAUCUAUUGCUCUCUUCAAAGCGUCCUUUGAUAAAAGCGUAAUUCUAACUCACAAAACACGGGGUUUGCUGGCACAGACUGUAUAGAAUAGAAUAUAUAUCUUUAUAUAUUUAUACAUUAUAUAACACUGUUAUUGUGUGUCUUUGGUGAAUACAAACUAACCAAAGUCACACAAUAAUACAAACAAACUAACCGAUCGAGGCAGCGGUAGAUCAGCAACUCCCAUGUCCUGCAAGGUAAAAUUACUGUUUUUGUCAAAGGAGUCUGGUGGCUUUAAAGAGAGCAGAGAUAACAACUCCAGUUCCCCGUAGGAGAGGGCUGUUUUCAACAAGAUAAAGCGGUGAAAAUAUUCUAAAUAUAGCGUCCACUUAAAAUUAUAUUAAUGUUUUUAGGUGGCUAAAAUAUGUUUUGCUGCUGCCUGCAUCCACAGCACUACAUUGCUUAGCUUUAGUGUCAGUAACUCUUGUCUGUUUCUCCAAACUGGGGGCGUGCAGACCGGCAUCUACUGUCGGUAAUACACUGACUAUAGAUAAGCACCUCAUACAACCCCACUUCAAAUUAUUCAAACUAUCCCUUUAAAACACAGACUUCUAUUUUUUAACACAGUCACUGAAAGGUCAUAUUGAAUUUCAAAUGUUAAUAUUAUUACACUUUGUUAUUUACAUAUUGUCUCUAUGAAAACAGCCGCAGGUGUGGAACAAACAGUGUGUAGUAGUGUAUCUAAAUGCAUCACCUCUGCAUUGUCAUACCCUCCUUGUAACAGCAACAGUCUGUCAGCUACAGCGUAUAAUGACAAUAAUACAAAUCUGAUCAAAAGGUGCAUACAUGCCACUGAUGCAUGAAAACUCGGCAUCCUACUGUUUUCAACCCCCAAAAUUCAAAAGAAUCACAGGAUGCAAACCUUCACCAGUUCUUACAUUGACCAUGUAUGUGUUAUUAUAUGUGUGAGGAGUAUGCCACUUAGAGGCAUACGAAUAGUACAAGAAAUAAGAAAAGUAGCAUGUUUUACCAAAAGCUAUUGUCUUUUUUAGUUGAUUAAUUGUGAAAGCAAAGGCAUCAGUAUUCUGUUUUGUUUUGAUGUUGUUUUUCCAAAGAUAUUUAUUAAACACCAUAAAGCUUUUAUUGAUGAGUGGGAACAUGAAUUGAAUGUCAACAUGUAAGCAAUAAAAGUUUUUAUUGU